Messenger RNA from Nicotiana tabacum (common tobacco), 1182 nucleotides. The record is from RefSeq and is a predicted model, not a curated record. Lineage: Eukaryota; Viridiplantae; Streptophyta; Magnoliopsida; Solanales; Solanaceae.
AUUAACUCGCUGAAAUCAGCAUUCAGCACUACAGCAGUACUCCAAAUUUGUUAGAGAGAGAUUUUUUCCAUUUCCAGCGCCAGUGAAAUGCGAAAAUUGUCCAACGGUUCCAAGCUUCCCCUUCUUCAGGUAAUUGAAAAAAUUAGGAGAGAUAAUUGAAAAAGCUCCUCUUUGAUUUCUUUUUCCUUUUCCUGAUGGGACGCUAUAAUUAACUAUUUGAUGAAAGGAGUCACAGAAUUUACUAUUUAGUCUGACAACAGUGUAACUGAAAAUGAAACGACGAGGUGAUCCAAUCAAAUUUGUGUGCGUUCUAGUGUCUUCUGUUUUUGCUUUCGUUCUGUGUCUUUCAGUACUUAAACUUGACGAAAUACUAGUAGGAACUAGUAAUGCAAUUAAUUUAUCAGGAGUUAAGAAACUGAAAGUCAAUCCAACAGCAGCAGGAGGAAUUGGGAAGUUGGGCGAAGUGGUGAUCGGAAUGCUGCCUCAAGAUUUGGGGUUCACUUUAUUUUUGCCAUCUGAAAAAGCAUUCGAGCGGGACCUGGGUUUGGGCCCCAAUGAUUUGGUGGGCGAGAAUGGGAACGAUACAUAUGCAAUACUAACUCGAGUAAUGGGGUUUUCAGCUGUGCCGAGAGCGAUUAACUCGAAUGAUGUACAGUUGGGGAAGGAGAUUGAUUAUGAUUCUAUAUCGGGAUAUAUACUCUAUAUAUCGAAAGAUUCAGAUGGGUCAUUGAUAGUGAAUCGAAUUGCUUCUGAAAUGGUGGAUCUGAGAAGAGGGAAGAUAGUUGUACAUGUUAUGGAUGGGGUGAUAAUGGAUUCAGAAUUUGAGCACUCUGUACGACCUGGUUCCCAGGAGGAUAAUUGAGCUCAGUUUCGUGAAUUGAUGAUUACCCCAUUUUCGCUGGGGAAAAAAUUGUGAAGCUUUUACUGAGUAACGAUUGAUACACUGGGAUGGCUCAGGUGGAUCUAUAAAGAGGAAAACUUUGUUGAAUUUGCUGUCUCUGACUUUAUUAAACAAUAUUGGGCUUUGUGUAGUUUUUUUUGUUGAUUUUGGACUUUUUCAAGCUGAUGUUUUGCUGCUGCUUGUUUGUUACAGUAAUUUAGCCUGUUAUUAUUGUUACAUUAUAAUAUUAUUGUAAAAAAAAAAAGUUAUAGCUGUUACACUGUACUUUAUUUAUCGUCUUA